Molecule: messenger RNA, 1922 nt
Organism: Lipotes vexillifer (Yangtze River dolphin)
Lineage: Eukaryota; Metazoa; Chordata; Mammalia; Artiodactyla; Lipotidae
Gene: VAX1
Product: ventral anterior homeobox 1
Exons: 3
Coding region: 223-1221 (332 amino acids)
Biological process (GO): central nervous system development; neuron differentiation; regulation of transcription by RNA polymerase II
Cellular component (GO): nucleus
Molecular function (GO): DNA-binding transcription factor activity, RNA polymerase II-specific; RNA polymerase II cis-regulatory region sequence-specific DNA binding
Source: RefSeq, a predicted model, not a curated record
CCCGCCGCCUCUCCGCGAGCGCGCCACUCGGCGGUCGCCGCUGACCUGCCCGCGCCCGCCGCAGCCGCCCCGCGGGGGCAUUCAUUCUUGCCGCUUGCCUCUCUCCGGACCGAGCGUAGGGGCUGCACUGUAGCGGUUUUGUCCCCCGUCUGCUUUUUUCCUCCCCCCCCACCCCCCUUUUUUUUCUUUUUUCUUUUUUGUUUUGUUACUCUUGCCUCUCCUAUGUUCGGGAAACGAGACAAAAUGGACGUUCGGUGCCACUCGGACGCAGAGGCUGCCCGGGUCUCGAAGAACGCGCACAAGGAGAGCCGGGAGAGCACGGGCGCGGAGGGGAACCUCCCUGCCGCCUUCCUCAAGGAACCGCAGGGCGCCUUCUCUGCGUCUGGCGCCGCGGAAGAUUGUAACAAAAGUAAAUCCAAUUCAACCGCGGAUCCGGAUUACUGCCGCCGGAUCCUGGUCCGAGAUGCCAAAGGGUCAAUCCGAGAGAUCAUCCUGCCCAAGGGCCUGGACCUGGAUCGGCCCAAGAGGACGCGCACUUCCUUCACUGCAGAGCAGCUCUACCGGCUGGAGAUGGAGUUCCAGCGCUGCCAGUACGUGGUGGGCCGGGAGAGAACCGAGCUCGCUCGGCAGCUCAACCUCUCGGAGACCCAGGUGAAGGUCUGGUUCCAGAACCGGCGCACGAAGCAGAAGAAGGACCAAGGCAAGGACUCGGAGCUGCGCUCGGUGGUGUCGGAGACGGCGGCCACGUGCAGCGUGCUGCGGCUGCUGGAGCAGGGCCGCCUGCUGUCGCCGCCCGGCCUGCCUGCGCUGCUGCCGCCCUGCGCCACAGGCGCACUCGGCUCGGCGCUACGCGGGCCCAGCCUGCCGGCCCUGGGCGCGGGCUCUGCCGCGGGCUCGGCAGCCGCCGCCGCCGCCCCGGGUCCCGCAGGCGCCGCGUCCCCGCACCCGCCGGCCGUGGGAGGCGCUCCGGGCCCCGGGCCCACCGGGCCAGGGGGCCUGCACGCGGGCGCGCCGGCCGCCGGCCACGGCCUCUUCAGCCUGCCCGUGCCCUCGCUGCUCGGGUCCGUCGCCAGCCGCCUCUCCUCCACCCCGUUGACAAUGGCCGGUUCGCUGGCCGGGAAUUUGCAAGAACUCUCCGCCCGAUACCUGAGCUCCUCGGCCUUCGAGCCUUACUCCCGGACCAACAAUAAAGAAGGGGCCGAGAAAAAAGCGCUGGACUGAUCUUAAGUGUUUUCCUGUAUUUAUAUUUACAGUAUCUAUCGUGGUGAUAUUUAUGGACUCACGCGCAUUAGGCACCCGGGGCCCCUGCGCUGGGCUCCCGGCUCCCAAGAGGCCUCUGACAGCUCUCCUUCCCCACCAGGCUCUGCUACCAAUAUUACCCCAUUUGGGCUAUUUUUCCCCCUACUGUUCCUCUGUGUCCUCCCACACCCAUCCUUCGCCCCCAACUUCCUUCUGAAUCCAGGAGAAUCCAAAGAAUUGGGGGAAAAGCCCGAGUUAGCCAACCUGAUGCCCCAACCAGUGCCUGGCCCUGGAGGGUAAAGUCUGGUUCUAAGUCCGGAGCACAGGACAUCUGCUCUAGAUCGAGCCACUGCUGCCGUUGAUUAUUCUUAUGGAUAUCUGAAAAAGGAAGCUGCGAGCAGACCCCAGCUGAAAAGGCUGACAGAUUUCAUUAGACCGAAAAGGAGGACGUUCCUUCCUCUCGCCAGAGAAACCAGGGCUUUCAGAAGCCCCUGGGCCCCACUUUGCGGACUUCUCGAGAGAGCCGGUGCACACGCAGCUUCCUGGCUGGACAAAUCCUGCCGAAUUUUCUCCCCUUUAAAGAAACUCCAAUCACAACCACCCCCCGACCCCAGGAGACAAUAAACCAAACAUCGUGAUGGGCAGCGGCGGUAAUAAAUUUGAUCUCAUCAGCAAUAAAAGGA